AUGCCUCCCAACCGAGUCAGAGUUGUCAAGGGCUCUUGUUGGUCCUGCAAGAAGCGACGCAUCAAAUGCAGUCUCUCUAAGCCGACUUGCCGCCAAUGCGCUGCCUCCGGCACCAAGUGCGACUACAAUAGCCGACUCAUUAGAUGGAGCACACGGCCAACUCCUCAUGUUCCUCCAGCCUACUGCAUCCCACGAAACGACUUGCACUUGACCGUUUACCUUGAGGUGUGCGAGCGGCGCGCUCUUGACUAUUUCCAUCUUCGCGUCUGGCCACUUCUCUCCACGGCAGAGGAACCGUGUGCUCCUCCGAGUUCGGUGGCUCUGGAGCACCGCGUCGUUUUGCUCGCUGCUUGUUUGCUGUCUGACUCUCACAGGCUCCUACAAGACGGUACGCAUGACCACGAUUCUCUCAGCAAGAAGCGGCUGGAAUGUCUGGCUGCCGUUCGAACCGAAAUAGAUCGCUGCUGCGUUGAGCCCAAGAGGGAUGGACCCACGACCGGGCUCUUAUUUGCCGUCAUCCUCUUGUACUUUGAUGACGGAUACAUGGGUUGCAUCCUCAAGUCAGCCUCGACCUCUAGUCAUUACAAUGGCAUCCUAGCUAUCCUCGAGCAUUUAGGUGGCAUCGAGGCCGUAGUGUCGACAGCCCCCGAGCCGCUGCACAUGCUGCUCUCAGAGUUCGCGACGACGGAUCUCACAACAUCCAUGAUUCAGGGUAAGCCUCCGGCAUUCCCUCCUGACGUGUGGCACCGGCUCGAUAAGGGCCCUGUUUGGUGGGGUCGUGACCCGUUGGGUAGAUGCUCCCUGGCGUCCGUCUUUCGCGAAAUUGCCAAGAUGGGCCUGUACCUACAAGCGACGACAAGCAUGGCUGAGGAUCUGUCUAUCGAGCGCAUCCGCGAAUUCGAAGCGUCCCUUCGUCCAGUCUAUGCGCCACUGACUGUCGCCGAUGCUGACGGCCAGAGCCCCUCCGAGGUAUCCGACUGCUCCACGUCUGCAACAGAAGCCGAGGCUGUACAUGCAUUCACUCUCGUCCGCAUCUUCCAACACACCGCCUUGCUGUACCUGUAUAGAGCCAUUUGUGGAUUUCCGACCCGUCACCCGCUUGUGCAGCAGCAUGUCAGAUCCUGCCUCGCUUGCAUAUUUGAGAUUCCUCGGGAGGCAAACAAUCUUAACUGCAUCGUCUUCCCGCUGUUCAUCGCCGGAGCCCACGUUUCAUCGGCAGAAGAGCAAAAGGCCGUUCUUGACAUGGCUGACGUGAUAUACGAUGAUAUGCGAUUCGCUUCGAUCGACGCGGUCAAAUCUUUCUUCAAGACCAUUUGGCCGUCCAGAUCUGGAGAGAAGACCUGGCUCGAAAUCUUCAGCCAUCUCAGCCCACACGUCCUAGUGCUAUGA
Colletotrichum costaricense is the source of this 1389-nucleotide messenger RNA. RefSeq lists its product as uncharacterized. Gene Ontology annotation, molecular function: transcription cis-regulatory region binding; zinc ion binding; DNA-binding transcription factor activity, RNA polymerase II-specific. NCBI's taxonomy places the organism in Eukaryota, Fungi, Ascomycota, Sordariomycetes, Glomerellales, Glomerellaceae. Gene Ontology annotation, biological process: positive regulation of transcription by RNA polymerase II. The record is from RefSeq and is a predicted model, not a curated record. Gene Ontology annotation, cellular component: nucleus. The transcript has a single exon. Bases 1 to 1389 code for a protein of 462 amino acids.